Molecule: messenger RNA, 834 nt
Organism: Boleophthalmus pectinirostris (great blue-spotted mudskipper)
Lineage: Eukaryota; Metazoa; Chordata; Actinopteri; Gobiiformes; Gobiidae
Product: dynein axonemal light chain 4
Exons: 4
Coding region: 251-592 (113 amino acids)
Biological process (GO): microtubule-based process
Cellular component (GO): dynein complex
Molecular function (GO): dynein intermediate chain binding; dynein light intermediate chain binding
Source: RefSeq, a predicted model, not a curated record
AGUGCAGAAGGAGACCCGGAUGCGGAAGUGUAGUCCUGUGUGUUGUUGUGAGGGUUUGUGUACAAAUGACUCCUUAACGACCGCUGAUCCGAGGGUCCUGUGUGCAAAAGCAGCUCCCGGUCCAGUCUGCGGGUCUGUGGGGACGAAGAGGGGGCCAGAGUGAAGACAGCAGGCUUUGAAGGAGCGCGUUUGGACAAGAGGACGGUCAGUAGUGACAACGCGCUAAGUGCUAAAGCUAACGAGUGCCUGAAUGGGACAUUAUGAACUGGUGAUGGCAGCGACCACCGAGGGGAAGAAGGAAGAGGCUGACUACAAGAGGCUGCACAACUUCCCUCUGAUCAGGCACACAGACAUGCCAGAGGAGAUGCGGGUGGAGACGAUGGAGCUAUGUGUGACAGCCUGUGAAAAGUUUGCUACUAACAAUGAGAGCGCUGCAAAGAUGAUCAAAGAGUCCAUGGACAAAAAAUUUGGCAGCUCGUGGCACGUGGUCAUUGGUGAGGGCUUCGGCUUUGAGGUGACCCACGAGGUGAAGAACCUGCUGUACAUGUUCUUUGGAGGCAGUCUGGCUGUGUGUGUGUGGAAGUGCUCCUGAUGCCCCCCGGCACAGGCUGAGGCAGCACACAUGGACCUCCUAGCAUCUCGGUUGCUACCUUAUAAAACCCAAAGAGCGGAGGACAUGCCGUAUCUAGUAUCGGGAACGCCCAUGGUACCAGAGGACAGUUGAACGUGGUGUCAAGACAGACCCCAUACUUAGUGCUGCACAACUGAUCACAAAAUUAUUUCACAGAUUCUUUUUUUCAUAGAAUUUUAAAUAAAAAUCUGUUGUCACUUGAA